Ceutorhynchus assimilis (cabbage seed weevil) is the source of this 669-nucleotide messenger RNA. The record is from the annotation of a GenBank genome assembly. Lineage: Eukaryota; Metazoa; Arthropoda; Insecta; Coleoptera; Curculionidae.
AUGAAUAAUUCUCAGGAAACAAAAGAAGAAGGAAAGUUGCCCCAAACUACUGUCGUUAUUGAGGAAGGAAAAAUACCCGACAAAAUAGAAGAAAUUCCAUUCUAUACCGUAAAAGAACUUCCAGAAAAACUCUGUAUAUCUACAAUUACAGAUGAAGGCGUUAAAAAGAAUGUAACUCAAACAAAAAGAGUUAUUGAAGCUAGAAAGUCAGGAAAUAAAGAAGAAGUAACUGAAAUUGUAACUACUGAAGUUGAAGGUAAAAUGCCUGAAACAUCAAUAACUGUCCGAGAAAUGCCAAGAAGCACAGAUAGUGAUGUAGAAGAACUAUCAUUCAUUGUAGAAGAACUUCCAGUAGAGAUACAAGAAACUACUAUAAAUUACAGAGGAGUGCAGAAGAAAAGGGUCGAAAAGAAAAGGACUACUCGUAGAGAAAAAGCUGAAAAACAAGAAGUCACUCAAAUUGUUAAUGUAAAAGAAGACGGCAAACCUAGUAAAACAACUGUAUUAGUUCAUGAAGAAGCCCUACCUGUAGAAGAAAAACCCAUAACAGAAGAAUAUCCAGAAGAAGUUCAAGAAAUUGAAGUAUUUGACAAAGGAGUUGUUAAAAAACAGACUUUAAGAAAACGCACGAUAAGAAAACGCAAAGGGCAGCAAAGACGAAACAACUGA